UGGCCGUCGCGCAUCUGAUGGACAGACGUCAUUCCUCAUACCGACCGACACCUUCCGCAUCGCCGUCCGACGCAUUCCGACAUGGUGGUGGCUAGCGACGUUUUCCCGCUGGUGCAUGCGCUGCUGACCAGUGCCGGUCUCAAGAAGUCGGCGGCCGCGCUGGCCAAGGAGGCCAAGCUGCAGCCCAAGGCGUUCAAGAGCGAGCACGACCUGCUGGACGUGUAUAAUUUCUACCUGACGCACAACAUGAAGAAGGCCAAGGUGCCGGCCACGUCGGUGGUGGACGCGGCCAAGCGGACACAGAAGAAAAAGGCCAAGAGCAGCAGCUCCAGUGACAGUUCCGACUCGUCCGAGGAUAAGAAGACCUCGGCCAAGAAGGUCACGUCCAGCAGUGAAUCCUCGUCAUCGCAAGAUUCCGAGGAGGAGAAGCCGAAGGCCAAGACUGCGGUUAAGAAGGAGGAAUCGUCGUCCAGUUCGGAUUCGGAUUCGGACGAUGAGUCGGAAGAGGAAAAGCCGGCUACGAAGACGGCGGUAAAGAAGGAAGAGUCUUCGAGCUCGGAUUCGGACUCGGAUGACGAGUCGGAAGAGGAGAAGCCGGCCGCUAAGAAAACUGCCGUCAAGAAGGAGGAAUCCAGUUCGGAUGACUCAUCCGAUUCGGACGAUUCGUCGGAUGAGGAGGAGAAGCCGACCAAGAAGGCUGCUGCUGACAAGAAGAAGGCUGUCGUUAAGAAAGAAUCGAGUUCAGAUGACUCAUCCGACUCGGAUGAUUCGUCGGAUGAGGAAGAGGAGAAGCCAGCUAAGAAGGCUGCUGGAAAGACGAAGGCUAAGGCUCAGGAGAGCGACUCUUCCAGCUCGGAUGAUUCUUCGGAUUCGUCCGACUCGGACUCUUCGGACGAUGAGAAGCCCAAGUCCAACAAGCGCAAGGCUGAAGCUCCUGCUGCCGAGAAGAACAGCAAGAAGGCGAAGCGUGACGCCGAGUCCAGCUCGGAUGACAGCUCGUCGGACUCUUCGGAUUCCGAUUCGGAUUCGGACUCCGAUUCGGAUUCGUCGGAGGAUGAGGAAGCUCAGAAGAAGGAGGCUGCGCGUCGUGAGCAGGCCGCUAAGGCCGCUCUGGAGUGGCAACCCAAGAAGAUCGAGAAGGUGGCCACAAAUGCCAAGGCGGCAGGCACCCCGUUCCAGCGUGUGGACGGUGAGUACUGGUCGCAGAAGAUCGUGGACGACACGCUGCGUGACAACAGCUACGAAGGCACUUUCGGCGCUGACGGAGUAGGCGUCAAGGCCAACAACAAGCUGCUCAAGACCCGUGGUAAGGACUUCACCAAGGGCAAGAACAAACUCAAGCGUUCGACGUACAUGUGCGGCGCCAUCAGCAUGGCUUCCAACUCGUUCAAGUUCGAGGACUAGAAUCAAAGGAUUCCCUUAUCAUCCCUUACUUUGCGAUAGUACAACCUAUAGAAUAUAAUUCUCGUUACAUUUUCCUUUAC
Phytophthora nicotianae INRA-310 is the source of this 1484-nucleotide messenger RNA. RefSeq lists its product as hypothetical. Lineage: Eukaryota; Oomycota; Peronosporomycetes; Peronosporales; Peronosporaceae. The transcript has a single exon. The record is from RefSeq and is a predicted model, not a curated record. Gene Ontology annotation, molecular function: protein binding. The coding region runs from base 82 to 1404 and encodes 440 amino acids.